GGUGUGAGUGUGUGUGUGUGCAUGCGGUCGGGUCGUCGCCCCGUCUUUUUCCAGAAUUUCGAGGAGGCGUGGAGCAGAAGAACCAUGGACCGGGCUGGAAGCCUGUUUGCUUUCCUUAUCGCCAGAGCCCACGCCCUCCACUCGUGCUUGCCCGCCUCGUUGCGUUGCCCAUAAUCGGGCCAUAAUCUCCCCCCGGCGGCGCGUCCGCCUCGCUUGUGCGCCUUGCCUGCGUGCUGUUUCGGAAACAUGGCGUUUUGUCGCCGAGGCGCGCCCUACACAAACUGGCGCCGCGGCCAUCCUGGCAUGUAUAUGUUCACGCCCGCCCUCUGCCGCCGUGAUACGCAACGAGGCCACCUGGCCUCCUCCAAGUUGUGGGACAGCACGCGCAAUCCGACCCAGAUGUGCAAGAUGCUGUUGCGUCAGCUAGACACCACCUCAGUCGACAUCGCCCUUCGGGACCAGGUGUAAUAACCACGUCAGAUAUUGUGCAUCGAUUUACCUUUACCCAGGAAGAAAUAUCGCGCAUGCUAGUAGUAUACAGGAAGAUGUCUUUACAUGCCUGCCAGAGACGAGCAGCGUGUAAAAUGCAUUAAAUGAGAGCGGAUGAGUGGGUGUAUAAGAAGAACACCAGAUGUAUGCGGCCUUGCGCCAUGGCGACUUGCUAAAGGUAUAGAGCAGAGAUGUGCGGCAAGAUAACAACCCCGAAAAAGAAAUCCUGGAAGAGAGCGCGAUACAAACCAUGAGAAACACGAUAUAACAAAACCCAUGCCGCCUCGACGACAGCAUCGCCUCCCAUCUACACUUCGCCCCAGCUGCCCAUCGGCCCCGUGCUGGCAAUGAUGCUCCCGGUGCCCACGGACCCGCCAAUGUCCCAGUAGUGCCGGCUCGAGUGUCGCGACGCCGCCGACGCGACGCUGAAGCUGCCGCUCCGCCUCGUCACCCCAGACCUGCGGGACCGCGGGCUCUGCUGGCUGGCACAGCUCGGCGACCGCUGCCGCGUGUGCAGCGCCGCCGUGACCGCGGGGCCGACUGCCGCGCCCGUGGU
Messenger RNA from Gaeumannomyces tritici R3-111a-1, 1045 nucleotides. RefSeq lists its product as hypothetical. NCBI's taxonomy places the organism in Eukaryota, Fungi, Ascomycota, Sordariomycetes, Magnaporthales, Magnaporthaceae. The transcript has a single exon. Bases 247 to 468 code for a protein of 73 amino acids. The record is from RefSeq and is a predicted model, not a curated record.